This is a messenger RNA of Ylistrum balloti, 5126 nucleotides long. RefSeq names its product voltage-dependent calcium channel type A subunit alpha-1-like. The record is from RefSeq and is a predicted model, not a curated record. Gene Ontology annotation, biological process: chemical synaptic transmission; calcium ion import across plasma membrane. The transcript is spliced from 41 exons. The annotation marks the transcript as partial. Gene Ontology annotation, cellular component: membrane; voltage-gated calcium channel complex. Lineage: Eukaryota; Metazoa; Mollusca; Bivalvia; Pectinida; Pectinidae. Gene Ontology annotation, molecular function: high voltage-gated calcium channel activity.
AUGGCGAACUUUCAGGUGAACGGUAACCAGGACGACGAUUACAAUGGCCCUUAUGACGGUUCGUUACGUCACUGUGCCAAAAAGGCAGCGAAUCUUAGUCUUCCGGGAGCAAGUGGCAGCACCACGCGGUCACUUUUCAUCUUCAGUGAGGAAAAUUUCAUCCGCAAGUAUGCAAAGAUUAUCAUCGAAUGGGGGCCAUUCGAGUACAUGGUCCUCCUGACAAUCAUCGCCAACUGCAUCGUACUCGCCUUGGAAGAACAUCUUCCAGACGACGACAGAACGCCCCUAGCUUUACAGCUGGAAGCGACUGAGAUGUACUUCCUUGGGAUAUUUUGUGUAGAAGCGCUGUUGAAAAUAGUUGCUUUGGGAUUUUGUUUACAUCGUGGGUCGUAUCUACGAAACGUCUGGAACAUCAUGGAUUUCGUAGUCGUAGUUACAGGGUUUAUCACAAUUUAUGCCUCAAACUCUCAGUUUGACUUGAGAACUUUGAGAGCAGUAAGAGUUUUACGGCCUCUCAAGUUAGUUUCCGGAAUACCAAGUCUUCAGGUAGUGUUAAAGUCCAUCAUCCGAGCAAUGGCACCCCUACUACAGGUGUGUCUGCUGGUGCUGUUCGCGAUCACCAUCUUUGCCAUUGUAGGGUUAGAGUUUUACGUUGGUGUUUUCCAUCGUGCCUGCUUCCGUGUUAACUCUUCCCCCAGUAAUAGUGAAGACGACAUUGUGAUAGGAGAUGAAGCAAACAUUCGACCCUGUUAUGACAAAUCAGGAGCUGCCAUAAACUUUGAGGGAUUUAGGUGUCAAGAACAUGUGUCUGUUUGUCGAAGUUUCUGGAAGGGACCAAACUAUGGAAUAACUAGUUUUGACAACAUAGGUUAUGCCAUGUUAACAGUGUUUCAAUGUGUUACAAUGGAAGGCUGGUCGACAGUCUUGUAUUAUACAAAUGAUGCCUUUGGGCCAUUUUUCAAUUGGAUCUAUUUCUAUCCCCUCAUCAUCCUAGGAUCAUUUUUCAUGCUCAAUUUAGUUUUAGGAGUACUCAGUGGUGAAUUUGCCAAAGAAAGAGAGAGAGUUGAAAACCGCCGUGCUUUCUUCAAAUUACGCAGACAUCAACAAAUACAGCGGGAGCUAGAAGGAUAUUUAAAUUGGAUAUUGAAAGCAGAGGAAGUAAUACUUAAUGAAGAAAGAACAACAGAUGAAGAUAAACUUAGAAUUAUAGAAGCAAGAAGACAGGCAGCAGUGAGAAAAGUGAAACAGAUCAAGGAAGGACGAGACACUAGCGAUGAAAAUAAUGAAGACAAUGACGAUGAUUUAUUGUCAGAAAUAAAUAUACAUUGUAAAACUUUAGCUAGCAGAAGAGCAUCAGGAGGUCGAUUUUCAUCAUUUUGGCGUGCAGAAAAAAGAUUCAGAAUUUCAACACGUCACUUAGUUAAGAGCCAGCCUUUUUACUGGUCAGUUAUCGUACUAGUAUUCCUCAAUACAGUAUGUACAGCUUCAGAACAUUAUGGCCAGGCUGAAUGGCACACCCUAUUUUUAUAUGUGACAGAGUUUGUAUUCCUAGCUUUCUUCCUGAUGGAGAUGAUUCUGAAAAUGUAUGGUCUAGGCAUCCGGAUAUAUCUCCAGUCCUCAUUCAAUAUAUUUGAUUGUGUUGUCAUCGUGGGAAGCAUCUUUGAAGUGAUCUGGUCCGAGUACAAAGAUGGCGCCUCCUUUGGUAUAAGUACCCUCAGAGCUUUAAGACUUCUAAGAAUAUUCAAAGUUACCAGGUACUGGGCAUCCCUGCGGAACCUGGUGGUGUCCUUGUUAAGCAGUAUGCGAUCCAUCGUCAGUCUCUUGUUCCUUCUCUUCCUCUUCAUCCUCAUUUUUGCCCUCCUCGGGAUGCAGUUGUUUGGAGGAGAAAUGAAUUUUGAAGAUGGUCGACCAGCUAGUCACUUUGAUACCUUUCCAAGAGCUUUACUCACUGUAUUCCAGAUCCUGACUGGUGAGGAUUGGAAUGAGGUCAUGUACAGUGGUAUCCGUGCUGGCGGUGGUAUCGAAGGUCAUGGAAUGAUCUACUCAUUAUACUUCAUCAUUCUGGUUGUGUUUGGUAACUACACACUGCUUAAUGUAUUCUUGGCUAUUGCUGUUGACAACUUGGCCAACGCUCAGGAGCUGACUGCUGCAGAGGAAGAGGAGGAUGGACAGAAGAUUGCGCGGCAAAAUGAACUGAAAAAGGAAUUGGAAGGAAAGUUCACAGAUCAGCGCAUGCUGGAGGAACAAAAUCGUGAAGCCCUAGCUCUGACAGAAACAGGCCUCCCUCCACAAGUCAAUAUAUGUCCACCAUCCCCUGCAAACAAUGAGGACCCAAAAACAGGAAACUUUCCUAACUCCGGCAGUCAGAUGGACAGAAACCUCAGCCAAAAUAAUCUCAAGAAUAACCGAGACAAAAAUUUAGCCCUGGAAAUGGACAACAAAGCUAACAUCAAUGCUGAUCUGGACAACAUUACCUUGUCUGAUUCAGGAAGUAACGAUAGUAGUGUAGAUGUCCCAGACCCCGCUACAGGACAGCAGGAAGAAAAUUCUAACAGUGGACCAAAACCAAUGCUUCCUUAUAGUUCCAUGUUCAUCUUUGGUCCAACAAAUCCAAUUCGUCGAUUCUGUCAUUUUGUUGUGAACCUGCGUUACUUUGAUCUGUUCAUUAUGAUUGUGAUAAGCGCCAGUAGUAUUGCCUUGGCUACGGAGGACCCGGUGAGAGAAAAGUCGACCCACAACAGUAUCCUGGAGUACUUUGACUAUGUCUUUACAGCAGUGUUCACUAUAGAGAUGAUACUAAAGGUGAUAGAUCUUGGAGUGAUUCUACAUCCUGGAUCAUAUUGCCGAGACUUAUGGAACAUUUUGGAUGCUGCUGUGGUCAUCUGUGCCCUCGUUGCCUUCAAAUUCUCUGACGGUGCGAGUAAAAACCUGAAUACCAUCAAAUCUCUGAGGGUGCUUCGAGUGCUUCGUCCUCUUAAAACUAUCAACAGAGUACCAAAACUUAAGGCGGUAUUUGACUGUGUAGUGAAUUCCUUGAAGAAUGUUUCAAACAUCCUCAUCGUGUACAUGUUGUUCCAGUUCAUCUUUGCUGUUAUAGCUGUUCAGCUGUUCAAGGGAAAAUUCUUCUUCUGUACUGAUGAGUCGAAGGAAACUAAGAAAGAAUGCCAAGGCCAAUAUUUCUCUUAUGAGGAAGGAGCUGACUCCCCAGUAGUGAAAGAUAGGAAGUGGCAACGGCAGGAUUUCCACUACGACAACAUAGUGUUUGCCAUGCUAACAUUGUUUACGGUCACCACUGGAGAGGGCUGGCCUGACGUGCUCAAGAACUCCAUGGACUCGACAGUAGAGGAUAGGGGGCCAAAACCUGGAUAUCGAAUGGAGAUGGCCAUCUUCUAUGUGUUUUUCUUUGUUGUCUUUCCAUUCUUCUUUGUGAACAUAUUUGUGGCCUUAAUCAUUAUAACAUUCCAAGAGCAGGGAGAAAGUGACCUAGGAGACCAGGAUCUGGACAAAAAUCAGAAACAGUGCAUAGACUACGCAAUAAAUGCACGCCCAACCAGUCGCUAUAUGCCACAGAAGGGGACGGCCAAGUAUCGAGUCUGGCGCCUGGUCGUCUCCCAAAAAUUUGAAUAUUUUGUCAUGACAUUAAUUACACUAAAUACGAUAGUAUUAAUGAUGAAGUAUAAUCUGCAGCCAGAAGACUACAAGAAGAUCUUGAAAUACCUUAAUAGUGGUUUUACGGUUAUGUUCACCAUAGAGUGUACUCUCAAGCUAAUAGGGUUUGGCAGGUUCACUAACCAAAGCCAAUUUGAUGGUACACAGGGCAACGAUGUUGAUUUAACAGCGGCUUCAACUCAAUACGAAAGGGUUCUAAUUUCAAUAAAUAUCGUAUUCACGGUUCUAUUCACCAUCGAGUGUGUCCUCAAGAUACUAGCGUUUGGAAUAAAGAACUACUUUCGAGAUCCUUGGAAUGUCUUUGACUUUGUGACAGUUAUCGGCAGUAUCAUAGACGUCCUUGUCAGUGAAUUUGGGGAGUCGUAUGUAGGAUUCAACGUGGGAGUUUUCAGGCUGUUCCGAGCGGCCCGGUUGAUCAAGUUACUGAGACAAGGAUAUACUAUUCGUCUCCUCUUGUGGACUUUUCUUCAGUCUUUCAAGGCAUUGCCUUAUGUUUGUCUUCUCAUCCUGAUGCUGUUCUUUAUUUAUGCCAUAAUAGGAAUGCAGGUGUUUGGUAACAUCAAGUUAGAUUCCAAGACGUCUAUUACCAGACAUAAUAAUUUCCGUAAUUUUGCUCAAGGCCUCAUGUUAUUGUUCAGGUGUGCCACUGGAGAAAGUUGGCAGCAAAUAAUGCUAUCAUGUUUGAGUGGUAAAACAUGUGAUCCGGAGUCGGGCAAUAAAAAGAAAACAUGUGGCCUGGACUUUGCAUACAUCUACUUCGUAUCAUUCAUUUUCUUUUGUUCUUUUCUUAUGUUGAAUUUGUUUGUUGCUGUCAUCAUGGACAACUUUGACUAUCUGACAAGAGAUAGUUCUAUAUUAGGGCCACAUCAUUUGGAUGAGUAUUCGCGGGUGUGGGCGGAUUAUGAUCCCGCAGCCACAGGUAGAAUACACUAUACGGACAUGUAUGAGAUGUUGAAGAACAUGGAACCGCCAGUCGGGUUCGGUAAAAAAUGUCCAAACAAGUUUGCAUAUCGGAAGCUCAUACGAAUGAAUAUGCCAGUUGCCCAGGACGGAAAAGUCAAUUUUACGACGACAUUAUUUGCCCUAAUAAGGGAAUCUCUUGGGAUAAAAAUGGCUCCAGUGGAGGAAAUGGACAAGAAGGACGAAGAGAUGCGAGACAUUAUACGAAGGUUAUGGCCAGUCCAAGCUCGUAAAAUGGUCAAUCGCCUCGUGCCGAGCAACAAUGAACUAACCUAUGGAAAGCUAACAGUGGGGAAAAUAUACGUAGGCCUUUUGAUACUAGAUAAUUGGAGGGCCUACAAAGCGAGCCAGACCAAAUUUAACAAUAUGAAAUUGCGUCACCCGUGCUUUUUCCAGAGACUGAUGGGGGUGCUGAGGACGCCGUCCGCUCGCUCAAGCCAGAGUCUAGACCAGGACACAGACCAUUCAGGAGAUGAUGACAUGGACGGAGGUCACAG